Entrophospora candida is the source of this 3471-nucleotide messenger RNA. The record is from the annotation of a GenBank genome assembly. NCBI's taxonomy places the organism in Eukaryota, Fungi, Glomeromycota, Glomeromycetes, Entrophosporales, Entrophosporaceae.
AUGGGUCAAAAUAUAUUGAUUGAUGAGCUAAAUGAAGCAGACUCAAAUUAUACCGAAAUGAAAUACGUAUAUUAUAAUGACAAGUUGCAUAAUUCUAAUACAACACAAAUAAGGGAAGAACCCAUUGUUCAAGAUUGGAGAAUGCGAGAAAGACUUAAAACAGUUUCCGCCGCAUUAGUUCUAUGCUUAAAUAUUGGAGUUGAUCCACCCGAUGUAGUUAAACCAAGUCCAUGUGCAAAACUUGAAUGCUGGGUAAAUCCAUUUUCAUUACCACCACCAAAAGCAUUAGACGCAAUUGGCAAAAAUCUACAGGCACAAUAUGAACAGCUUAGUGUCAGAACCCGUUAUAGGCAAUACCUUGACCCCUCGGUUGAUGAGAUGAAAAAGUUUUGCACAAGUCUUAGAAAAAAUGCCAAAGAAGAAAGAGUUUUGUUUCAUUAUAAUGGUCACGGUGUUCCAAAACCCACAGCAAGUGGUGAAAUAUGGUUUUUUAACAAGCUUUUUACACAAUAUAUUCCAGUAUCUUUGGGUGAUUUACAAUCAUGGCUUGGUUCACCUUGUAUUUAUGUUUAUGAUUGUUCAGCUGCUGGAAAUAUUCUUGAGAGCUUCAAAAGAUUUUCAGAACAAAGAUAUUUAGAAUCUUCAAGAAAUGACUCCAAUGGUAAUAUUUCGCAAACUCCUAUGAAUAUCCAUUUGGCAGCAUGUGGUCCAAAUGAAACUCUGCCGAUGCAUCCACAUCUUCCUGCAGACUUAUUUACAUCAUGUUUAACAUCACCUAUCGAAAUUGCUUUACGUUGGUUUGUGUUACAAAAUCCAUUACCAUCUUAUUUAACCGUGGAUAUGGUGAUUAAACUCCCUGGAAGAUUACAAGAUCGUCGUACACCUUUAGGUGAAUUAAAUUGGAUUUUUACUGCAAUAACUGACACAAUUGCCUGGAAUGUUCUUUCACGCGAUCUUUUCAAGCAAUUGUUUCGUCAAGAUUUAAUGGUCGCUGCAUUAUUUAGAAAUUUUUUAUUGGCAGAAAGAAUAAUGAGACGUUACCAAUGUAAUCCAAUGUCAUAUCCUAAAUUACCACACACGCACGAUCAUCCAAUGUGGGAUUCAUGGGACCUCGCUGUGGACAUGUGCUUAUCACAGUUACCUGCUCUUCUAAACUCGGACAAAAAUGGUGGCGAUGUGGAAUAUAUACAUUCUACUUUUUUUGAUGAACAAUUAACAGCCUUCCAGGUGUGGUUAUCAAAAGGUUCGGUUUCGCAAAAACCCCCAGAACAAUUACCUAUCGUACUACAAGUUCUUCUAAGUCAAGCUCAUAGAUCUCGAGCUCUUGGGUUAUUAAGCAAAUAUCUAGACUUGGGUCCAAAAGCAGUUAAUUUAGCACUUUCCAUAGGAAUAUUUCCCUACGUAUUGAAAUUACUUCAAAGUCCUGCUGCUGAUUUAAAACCACCAUUGGUAUUUAUUUGGGCCCGUAUUUUAGCUGUUGAUAGAUCUUGUCAACAAGAUCUUUUAAAAGACAAAGGUUAUGAAUAUUUCGUUAAUAUUUUAUCUCCAAAUACCAAUUUAAACAUUCCGAAUGAAUCAGAACAUAGAGCAAUGUGUGCCUUCAUAUUAGCAGUUUUUUGUACCAAUUCUAAUCAAGGACAAGCUGCUUGUAAAAAUUCUAAUGUCUUAAAUGCGUGUUUGGCACGUCUUAAUGAUGCAGAUCCGUUAUUAAGGCAAUGGGCAUGCUUGUGUAUUGGUCAGUAUUGGUUAAAUUAUCCAGAUGCUAAAAAUGAUGGUAUUGAAAAUCAAGCACAUUUGAAACUAUUUAAUCUUUUGAACGAUCCGGUUCCUGAGGUUAGAGCAUCAGCACUUUAUGCCUUUGGCACGUUUAUUGGAGAUUUAGAACGCACAGAUCAAGUUCUUAAUAUUGAUCAUAACAUUGCCAUUAAUAUACUUGAUGCAAAUAAUGAUGCAUCUCCUAUAGUGCGAAGAGAAUUAGUGAUUGCACUUUCGCAUAUAGUUCAUCAAUAUCAGGAUCAAUUUGUAAAAGCAGCUUAUGAAGAGGUACAAGAAAUAAGAAGAAGAAAUUUAACAACGAGGCAGUUUAGAGAAGUUCGAUCGAAUUCAGUCUAUUCGUGUGUAUGGAAAGCAUUAUUAAAUUUAUCUGCAGACUCCGAUUUUGAAGUAAACCAAUUUGCUAUGACUGUGAUUGAUUAUAUAAAUGAGAAAUUAUUACAACCUAAUAUAAAAGAAAAUUGUGCUGCAUUGAUUCGAAAUGUGUUGAAUGAGCAAGGUUCUCAAGAAAUAGAAGGUUAUAGACAAUCAUCAAAUAAUAGAACUAAUUCAUCAAAUUAUGAAGUACUACCAUUAAAAUCUAAAUUCUUCGACUGGAGUUGUGAAUAUUUUCCUGAAUCUGAACAGCUUGGAAGUGUUGAUGAUAAUGUAAGAUUAUGGAGACAUAAGAGAAAUGAGAGUUUAAUACAAAUCACAAAACCGUUGAAAGAAGUUGCUGGGUCGAGUCGAUGGAAUAAACAGGUAGCUUUGUUUAAUAACGAUUCAGAACCUUCAAAAUUACUUUUUCAUCAAUUUGAGCCAUAUCUUGUUGCAGCAAAUAAAGAUGCAAUAAGUGUGUGGAACUGGAAGGAUCAUUAUCGUGUUAAUACUUUUACAAAUGAUAAUCCUGGUGAAAGUAAAAUCACAGCAUUAAAAUUUAUAAAUGAAGAUGAUGCAUCAAUGCUACUUACAGGAUCAAGUGAUGGAGUUGUUCGAAUAUUCCGCAAUUAUAGUUCUUCUUCUUCAACUGAAUUAGUGACAUCAUGGCGAGCCAUGCCAGAAAUUUUACCAAAUAGCACAAGAAGCGGCUUAAUAGCAGAAUGGCAACAAUCUCGUGGAAUACUUUUGGUUGGAGGUGAUGAUAGAGUGAUUAGAGUAUGGGACGCUUUACGUGAAAUUACAGUUUCGUCAAUUUCAACAAGGUCGGGUAGUUCUAUUACAAGUCUUACAAGUGAUGGUGGUGACUUGUUUGCUGCAGGGUACGCAGAUGGAGCAGUUCGUUUAUUUGAUAGACGUAUUCAACCAAGAGAUGCAUUGAUUAUGACAAGUAAAGAACAUAAGAACUUUAUAAUAAAUAUUGUUUGGCAAAGAGGUGCAGGGCACAAAUUGGUAUCUGGAAGUAAAUCUGGAGAAAUAAAAUUGUGGGAUUUAAGAAACAACUGUUCAAAGGUAACAAUUUCAGAUGAUCCCAAUAAAUCUGAAUUAAAUGCUAUGGAUGUUCAUCAUAAUGCAGAAGUUGUGGCAGGCGUCCAUUCAAACCAAUUGAUCAAAGUAUGGAAUACAACCACUCUUGCAAAUCUUUCAGUAACGCGCUACAAUACAGGGUUUUUGGGUUGGGGUGCACAAGUUACUUCAUUAACACUUGCUGGCCAUCAUAUGGUAAUGGCAAUAGGCGCUACUGAUAAUUACAUAUCACUUUAUGGAAUCUCUAACAAUUAA